CUGUCCACGCGCCUCUGGGUGAAAGGAGCUGGGCAGGAACCCAGCCCUCUGGGCCCCCCCGGGGUGGGGCCAGGCCCUGGGGCUGCUUAUAGCCAGCGGGCGCGGGGCCGGGCAGAGCCGUGCGAUGCCAACACCGACGGCCCCCCCGGGCACGGAGGCGCGGGCGCUGCUGGUGGCGCUGGCGGCGCUGGCCGAGGACAACGCUGCCUUCUUCGGGCGCAGUGCCACAGCGGCCGGGCGGCGCGUGGGCGCAGCCUGCGUGGCGCUAGGGGAGCAGGCGCAGGCACUGGGGCCAGCACUGGCACCACUAAGCCGGGCCAUGGCCUCCUUUGACCUGGACGCAGCAACACCAGGCAAUGGCUGCCCCAGCCCGGGCGCCGCCCAUGCCGAACACAAGAGCCGCUACGUGGCGGUGCAUCGCCGCAGUCCUUUCUUCCGCGCCGGCCACAAUGCCGCCGAGCUGGAGGCCUACGGCGCCGCCCUCACCCAGCUGCGUGCCCUGCUCUACUUGGCCCAGCGCCUGCUGGCCCAGCACCCGCCUGGCUGCCUCUUCCCCGAGUCGCCCAGUGCCGAGACCCCCGCCACCACCACUGCCAAUGGUGCUAGCGCCGGCCCUGGGCUGACCGAACUUAUGCUGCGUGAGUACAGCACCAUGCACAAGGGCUGCUUCUAUGGGCGCUGCCUCGGCUUUCAGUUUACCCCGUCCAUCCGGCCCUUCCUGCAGACCAUCGCCAUCAGCCUGGUCUCCUUUGGGGAGAACUAUCGCCCCGACAACCUGGGGCUUGGGGUGGCGGCGGGGUCGCUGCUGACCAGUGGGAAGUUCGCGGUGGACCCGGAGCUGCGCGGCGCUGAGUUUGAGCGCAUCACGCAGAACCUGGACGUGCAUUUCUGGAAGAGCUUCUGGAACCUGACAGAGACGCAGCUGCUGGCAUCGGUGGCCGGCCUGGCGUCCAGCCCCGUGCGCGUGAGCCGGGCACUAACGGUGCCACCGGAGCCACUGGAGCUGCCACUGGCGGGCGGCCCCACACGCGGCAUCACCAGGACACCUGGGUUCCCUGGAGUGGGCUGGGGCUAGGGCAGGGGCAGGAUACCUGGGUUCCUUCGGGUGCGGGGACCCCAACUCACACCCCGCCCUUUGCAGGACAGUAAGGCAUUGCUGGCACUGGUGGGGCCAGAGGGGGCAGCAGGGCUGGGCCUGGGGCUGGGGCUGGGGCUGGAGCGGUGGCGCCGUGGGCGCCCGGCCCCACGCUCGCCCGCACUGCUGCUGCACUUCCACGGCGGCGGGUUCGUGGCACAGACAUCACGCUCGCACGAGCCCUACCUGCGCAGCUGGGCCCAUGCACUUGGUGCUCCCGUGCUGUCUGUGGACUACGCGCUAGCACCUGAGGCACCGUUCCCCCGCGCGCUGGAAGAGUGCUUCUAUGCCUACUGCUGGGCGCUGCGCCAUGCCGCCCUGCUCGGCUGGACAGGGCAGCGUGUGUGCCUGGCGGGGGGCAGCGCGGGCGGCAACUUGUGUCUGGCGGUGGCGCUGCGCGCGGCAGCAGCAGGUGUGCGGGCGCCAGAUGCGGUGCUGGCCGCCUACCCCGUGACGCUGGUGCAGGCGGCACCCUCACCCUCGCGCCUCCUGGCGCUGCUGGACCCUUACCCCUAUGUCCCCACAGGUGAUGCUACCCCGGCCUGGCAUCAGCUGCUGCUCCUGCCAGCUGCCCGCCUGCUGGGGGGCCGCGGGCCCCCGGCCCCCGCUGGUGCAGCGCAGCCGAGUGCAUCAGAGUCAGUGCCAGAGGUCCCACCAGCGGGACCCCAAUCCACAGGCCGCAGCCACACAUACCAGGACCCAGGCCCGCCCCCUGGCAGUGACCCCCCUGGCACUGCGAGCAUGGGGGCACUGGAGUACCCUGAUGGGUUUGAACCGCUGCGCUCCCGCUACCCUGCAGCACCAGUAGCACUGGAUCUGUCACCCUUGGGGCGCAACCCCUACAUGUCGCCGUUGCUGGCGCCCGACAGCAUGCUGUGCACGCUGCCCCCGCUGCACAUCGUGCGUGCCCCAACCCCCGCUGCCGCCCCGGCUGGUGCGCUGGACCCGAUGCUGGACGACGCGGUGAUGCUGGCGCGCCGGCUGCGGGCACUGGGCCGCCCCGUGACGCUGCGUGUGGUGCCCGACUUGCCUCAUGGCUUCCUGAGCCUGUUGCAGCUGUGCCGCGAGACGCGCGAGGCCACCGCGCUCUCCCAUUAA
Molecule: messenger RNA, 2233 nt
Organism: Alligator sinensis (Chinese alligator)
Lineage: Eukaryota; Metazoa; Chordata; Crocodylia; Alligatoridae
Gene: LIPE
Product: lipase E, hormone sensitive type
Exons: 11
Biological process (GO): triglyceride catabolic process; cholesterol metabolic process
Cellular component (GO): cytosol
Molecular function (GO): sterol ester esterase activity; triacylglycerol lipase activity
Source: RefSeq, a predicted model, not a curated record